Equus quagga is the source of this 1698-nucleotide messenger RNA. RefSeq names its product poly(ADP-ribose) polymerase family member 11 (gene PARP11). Lineage: Eukaryota; Metazoa; Chordata; Mammalia; Perissodactyla; Equidae. Gene Ontology annotation, molecular function: NAD+ poly-ADP-ribosyltransferase activity. The transcript is spliced from 10 exons. Bases 547 to 1542 code for a protein of 331 amino acids. The record is from RefSeq and is a predicted model, not a curated record.
GCGGGGAGGUGGUCCGACGCCGCUGGCUGUGACAGGGACGGGGAGAAGGAAGCCCUGCCUGGAGGCUGCCUCUCCAUCACUUCGCUCCCCGGGACCCUCGGAAAAACCCAACACCCGGGCCCCACGGUCAACCCCUUCCCCCAGGCUCUCUCCGCUCGAUUUCGCCACCGUUAUGUGGGAAGCGAAUCCGGUGUGCCUGCCUGUCCGCCCGUCUCAAGCCGGGGCCUUGGGCCUGGGUCCUGAGUGGGUCCGGGAGGAACCGCCGGUGCUCCUUUGCCGGCUCGGUGGGCAGCCGUGGAAGACCUGGGGGCCCGAGCGUGUGUCCUCAGCCCUAGACCGUGAAGUUCUUAGGUGUUUGUUUCCGUGGACAGAGCUGAUGACCCGGAACGUUUCGACUCUGUCAGCCUCCCUCCUCCUUGUUUGACUCCGCAGCCAAUCAACUUUAAGACAUGAAGGAAAAAUCUGGAAAGUAAUCAUAAAGCAUUCCUUGGAGAGAGUUUCCAAACAUGAGUAGAAAAUAACCAGUGCCCUCAUUAAGCUCAGGAAAUGUUUCACAAAACAGAAGAAUUGUUAUCCGGAAGGACAGACAGCGAGAUGGAUGAGAUGGACACCUCAGACACACAGUGGGGCUGGUUUUACUUGGCGGAGUGUGGGAAGUGGCACAUGUUUCAGCCGGAUACCAACAUUCAGUGUUCAGUUAGCAGUGAAGAUAUCGAAAAAAGCUUCAAAACAAACCCUUGUGGCUCCAUUUCUUUUACUACUUCCAAAUUCAGCUACAAGAUAGACUUUGCAGAAAUGAAGCAAAUGAAUCUCACCACUGGAAAACAGCGCUUAAUAAAAAGAGCCCCCUUUUCUAUCAGUGCUUUCAGUUAUAUCUGUGAAAACGAGGCUAUCCCCAUGCCGCCACACUGGGAGAAUGUGAAUACUGAAGUACCCUAUCAGCUUAUUCCUUUGCACAAUCAAACACAUGAAUAUAAUGAAGUUGCUAGUCUCUUUGGGAAAACAAUGGAUCGCAACAGAAUUAAAAGAAUUCAGAGAAUUCAAAACCUAGACUUGUGGGAGUUCUUUUGCAGGAAAAAGGCUCAACUCAAGAAAAAAAGAGGUGUGCCUCAGAUUAAUGAGCAAAUGCUAUUUCAUGGUACCAGCAGUGAAUUUGUGGAAGCAAUUUGCAUUCAUAACUUUGAUUGGAGAAUGAAUGGUAUACAUGGUGCUCUCUUUGGAAAAGGAACCUAUUUUGCUAGAGAUGCUGCUUACUCCAGUCGCUUCUGCAAAGAUGACAUAAGGCAUGGAAACACAUUCCAGAUCCAUGGUGUGAGCUUGCAGCAGCGGCAUCUAUAUAGAACAUAUAAAUCUAUGUUUCUUGCUCGAGUGCUAAUUGGAGAUUACAUAAACGGAGACUCCAAAUACAUGAGACCUCCUUCCAAAGAUGGGAGCUAUGUGAAUUUGUAUGACAGCUGUGUGGACGACACCUGGAACCCACAGAUCUUUGUGGUGUUUGAUGCCAACCAGAUCUAUCCUGAGUACUUAAUAGACUUUCAUUGAUUUCACUUCCAAAUAUCCGUGAUCAAGGAAGUUUUCUUCUUUUUUGCAGGAAGAUUUGCUCUCUUGUCAUCUAGCCACUUAAUGUUAAUUGUCUGAUACUUUUGAAACAGAUAUGAAAAAAAGUGGCCUCCAUAUAAAAAGACAUACUAACUUUAA